AGCGCCCGGUAGCUGCGCGCUAACUCCGCUAGGACUCCUUCCCCCGCUUCCCCCACUGCGGGGCUCAGACAUUUCCCUCCAAGUCCGGGGUCAUUAAGGGGUGUUUUUUUUGGGGGGGGCUGCCUCUCCCCACCCCGUUCGGUGCCUGCGCGCGGGUGAAGUGAAGCUUCUCUGCUCGAGGGAUGGUGCGCGGAGGAGACAUAUGGAGGUGGACAGCGAGGUUGGGCGGGGCUGGGCAGGAACCCUGGGGCGGAAGGUUGUUUUUUUUGGGGGGGGGGCUUCUCACUAGGACCAUGCUGGUUGGGGUCUCCAUUACCCCACAGGGAUGCGAACUGGGAGCGUGGCCUGGGCAGAGAAGCCCCAGUGCCGGGCCCAAGCGCCUCACCCCUCGAGGGAGCUCCGGGGCGCGCUGCUGCUGCUGCUGCUGCUGCUCGCCUAUCUCGGGGCGCGAGGCUUUCUUGUGGAUGGGGACUUGCCGCUGCCGCUGCUCCCCGGCCAGCGAGGGCUCUCGCGCUGCGCCUUCAGCCACAUCCGCCUGGCGUGAUGGUGGACCCUUCAUCCGGCUUGGGGGGGGGGUCUCCUUUCCUUGGAGAAUGGGAAGAGCAGCUGUGGGGCAAGCGACGGGGAUGGAGGCCGUGGGGUUGCCCAGGCUUUGCUCGGAGCUGGAUGCGAAGAAGGGAAACUCUGGCGGGUUCCCUUUGGGCCCCGGGACGGCGCCUCGUUCCGGCGCACCGUGUGGCUUGGCGGAUCCAGAAGAAGAACCCGCCGCAGUUUCCCCAAGGCUGUGAUCGUGGGAGUGAGCCCUGUUGAAGUACACGUGGAUAAGGCUUAUCUGAUGUGUUGAAAACAAUGGCUAUUCUUUUGAACCCCACUCUUAAGUCGAAUUUUUACACGAAAGGUUUAACCAGGCUUUGUUCUGAGGAUCUCCUGCAUAGCACCGCAAAGGGGGAAUGUUAGUCAAAACCAGGAGGAGAAAUGUGAUCCAUUCCUUGGGGAAGGGGUAAUUCCAUAUUGGCUGGUGGCCUGGCUUGUUUCUGCCCACGGCUGUAUUUUGUAUGCUUGAUUAUAGAUGGGUGUGAUGUGGUUUUCAUUGUAUUUGCUAAAUUGCUUAAAUUACUAGGUUUGUUGCUGUACUGCGUGAACUGCUUUCAAUUAUAUUUGAAGAGUGGGAUAUAAAUAAAAUUAUCAUUGUUUAUUAUCCUUAUCCAAGCAGCCUAUUAUAAGUUGCCCCCAAAUCUACUAAUACAAAGCAGCAGAAAAAAAUUGGCCAUUCCUCCAUGAUAUUUAUAUUAUAUUCUGCUGAUGCUUUUGUUUAUUUUUAAAAACUUUACUAUAGCUAGUAGUAGAAAAAAGCGCUUACAGGCAAAAGGUUGUUCUUCAGUUGCGUAAAUCAUCGCAGCGACCUGGAUAGCGGUGCAAACAGUUCCUGUGUUAUGUGCUCUCCCCAACCCCCUUUACAUCUACUGAGAUGAUGAUACAAACAUUGGGUGGCGCUGUGGGUUAAACCACAGAGCCUAGGGCUUGCUGAUCAGAAGGUUGGUGGUUCGAAUCCUGCGAUGGGGUGAGCUCCCAUUGCUCGGUCCCAGCUCCUGCCAACCUAGCAGUUCGAAAGCACGUCAAAGUGCAAGUAGAUAAAUACAUACCGCUACAGCGGGAAGGUAAACGGCGUUUCCAUGUGCUGCUCUGGUUUGCCAGAAGCGGCAUGCUGGCCACAUGACCUGGAAGCUGUACGCUGUUUCCCUCGGCCAAUAAUGCGAGAUGAGCGCCACAACCCCAGAGUUGGUCAUGACUGGACCUAAUGGUCAGGGGUCCCUGAUACCUUUAUAAAACUAGAAACUCAGUCCAGAUUAGAAAAAGCAAAUCUUUUUAUGACAUUUUAGUAUUUGCAUGGGGAUAGCUAAACUCUCAAAGCUGUCGGCUAAGGCCCCUGGUGAGGAGUCAGAAGGUAGAUAUGAUCUCUCUUAUUGCACUGGGCAAAUCAGUUCUUAGUGCUUUAGUUUCUUCUCCACACACCCUACUUAUUCCCACAAAGCAGGGGGCAGCAGAACAUUUACUUGUCAUCAAUCUGAUCGGGCUAUUUGCUGAGAGAACUUCUGUAGUAUCCAAUUCUAGACAGGUCCUGUUCAGGACAUUUUGCCUGCCCAAGAGGCUGCAGCACACACAAAUCCAGGACUCUUGGUACGUUGGAAGAUUUGGGGUACAGUGACCAAUGCCGCUUAAUGCACUCUGAUGUAUUACAGUGAGAUGGAGAACCCUGCAGAUGUUCUGCAGCUGCACCCCAGCUCCAUCAGCCCUGACCAUUGUCCAUGUUGACCGCAACCUCCGGAUGGUGGAAGAUUCCCCACCCCUCUCUUAGACCCUAACAUCACUAUCCAUUUAAAGCAGCACAACAGUCCCUGAAAGAACCCUGUGAACUAUAUUGUAGUUUGUUAAGGGUGCUCAGCGUUGUUGGGGGACCCCGUUCCCCUCUGCUGCGAUCUGCAGCGAUCCCUGGGAAGAGGGAUUGAUUGUCAAGCCACUGUGUAGAAAUUGUAGCUCUGUGGGGGAAAUAGGGGUCUCCUAACAAUUCUCCUUGACAGGAUUCUUUGGGGGAGCCCAUGAUGCUUUAAAAGUACAGUGCAGGUGAGAGGAUUCUGAGGGACAGCACCUUGUGGUCUCUUCCAACUCUAAGAUACUAUUCUAUUCUAUUCUAUUCUAUUCUAUUCUAUUCUAUUCUAUUCUAUUCUAUUCUAUUCUAUUCUAUUCUAUUCUAUUCUAUUCUAUUCUAUUCUUGAGCUGCAUGCCAACAUGAGUGGCUGCUUAGACAGCUGGGUCAGUCCUGAUCCUACAAACAUAGGAGCCAACUCCAAGGGGCCAAUGUCCCUUCAGCCCACCCAAUGAAAUACUUGAGGGGCUGUGCCCCCAAGGUUGAUGGGCGUUGCCAUUCAAAUGGUGUGUGUGUACACUGUAUUAAUUAUGUGGGGUGGGGCUUAUUUACUCAAGUUGGCACCCUUGCUUGCAAAUGAUGGUGUUUGAAGAGAAGGCCCCUUAUUAUUUAUGUGUGGUGACAGCAGGGAAGAAACAAACUCUCUGCUCACUUGUUUUAUUCCCUCUAACUGUGAGGCUUAGUCAUGGCUCUGUUUGUGACAAGAUAAGCAAGUGGUUUUGAGAAUUCUGCCUUUCAUGGACUGUGUUGGAUCAGACACAGGCCAUUGCAGCUGAGCCUGCAAACUCUGCCCAAGAAAACCUUGCAUGACACUGCAGGGGCUUCUAGACGCAGUCUGACAGUAGUCUGCUUUGCUGCUGAAGAAUCUCUGAGGUCUUUUUUAACUAUAUGGUGGGGCUCAGAUACUUAUUUAUUUAUAUUUAUUAAACUGAUAUCCUGCCCUUCCAGGCCAGGACAGCAAGGGACACCAAUACACCAAAACCAGCACCUUAACCUCAGCCCAGGAGCUAAUUGGCAGCCAGUGCAAUUCUUUCAACAGUGGGGUGACCUGUUGGCAAUAUUCUGCCAGCUGCAGCUUCUGGACCCACCUCAAGGGCAGCAGCACAAAGAGUGCAUUGCAGUAACUAAAUAAUAUGACCCCGGGGAGUUGGAAUGGGUGUGUAUGUAUGUGUAUGUGUGGCUGUAAUUGUGUUUUUAUUCUGUUUUUUAUGGGAUGGCAUUCAAUUUCAUUACACUAUGUACAAUGACAAUAAAGUACCUAUUCUAUUCUAUUCUAUUCUAAUCCAGCCUGGAUGUUACCAGCGCAUGGAUGACAGCUGUCAGGCUAUACCAAUCCAGAAACAAACCAAUCUGUCCUGCUAGCUGGAGCUGGGAGUUAAAGUGCACCCAGCCACCUUGGGCCUCUAGCAACAAAGAUGAGCCCAUGAGCCACUACAAACUUGCUCUUUGGGGAAAGUACAGCAGGCAAUUGACCAAUGAUCUAGGUUUGUGAACCACCCACUUGCAGAGCCUCUGUCUUGCCAGGAUUCAGAUUUUUUGGCUCACCACAGAGUCUAGGCAUCAGCCCAGGAUUUUCAAGGCCUCUCCUUUUUCGGAUGUUACAGAGAGAGGUGUCCUCAGCCAGCAUACAGGCAUGCUUAAGUAUAAAAGUAUGUCCUGAGUUCCAGCAGUUUUGAAAGCUAAUGUUUAUUGAGCUAAUGUUUGUAAUUAGGUCUUCUUCUUAUUUUAUUUAUUUUUUAUUUAUUAGAUUUAUAUACCGCCCUUCAUCAAAGGAUCUCUGGAUAAAUGCACAAAUAAAUAGUUAAAAUAAAAAGAACAAAAUGAUGACCAUCACCCUACAAACGCAUUGAAAAGGCUGUAGAAAAUUAAUCAUCCAAAGGCCUGGUUGAAGAGGAACGCUCCCCCUGGCAUCUAAAGAUAUAUCUAAAGAUAUAGCCAGAUGAACCUCCUUGGGGAGAGCUUUCCACAGAUGGGGAGCCACUGCAGAAAGGGCCUCAUUCUCAUAUUGCCGGUGUCUGGACCUCACAUGGAGGGGACACACAAAUGAGGGUCUCUUUGGGUCCACCAUAUAUGGUGAGAGAAUGACACUAGGAGAAAUCCUUUUCAUUUGUUACUUUUUUGAUUUAUUAAUUAUUAUGAUUUGCCAUUCAUAAAUUAUAUUUACCUGGCAAGAAAAACAUAUGUAUCUUGGAGCUGGGGAGAAGACUGGUUAUCUGCUAGUGCAAUAUUUGUGGAGAAAGAAAUCUGCAAGGGGCCAUAAUUUGAAGAAGAGGAAAAGCAGGUGGUGGGAGGAAUAGGCAGGUAUGUGUCACAGAUACACACCCCUGUGGCAUCUCCGCUCAGGGCCCCCUUUUAAAGAUAAAAGGCAUUGGGGUUUUCUUACAUACUAUUGUGUCUGAUGUGUAGUCUUCUCUCCAAACCAUGCUGGCUAGAACAACGUGAACAAAAGGAUGUAGGUUUUAUCUAGCAAUCAACUUUUCCAGAUUCUGCCAUCUUUUCCAGUGUCUGCCAUCACUGCACACAAAUAUUGAUUUUUAUUUGUGCAGGGGUUUUAAAAGUCUAGCAUUUUUAUUUGUGGAGCCUGUUUUCCAGGAUUACUAAAUGCAGCACAACAGUAUUGCAAAUUUGAUUUUUUUUUCAGACGUCAGGGAGGUGUUUUUUUGUUUUUGUUUUGAUCAAUAGGACAAUGAUGCUGUUUACUUCCUGCCUGUGAGAAUGUUAUAGCCCAAAUGUGGCGGCUUUCAAGAAUACUUCUCAAGUGCAAGUAGAUUGCAUGCAUCUGUGAACUGGAAUGUUUGAGCUAUACAGACGCCAUGUGGCUCCACCAGCUCUUGAGUGACGCCUAUUCUACAGUGGUGCUGUUAGCCCCCAGGCUAACAAUUUAUUGGAAUACAUUUAUUUAUUAACAUUUAACUUGGAUUCCAGCAAGUAGUAACCAGUAAUUUAGCUGCAGUUUACUGCUUUCUAAUUUUAAUAUGCUUUCAUUUCAUCACAUUCAUGCUAAUGCCUACCAGUCCUAGCUCUCUGUGAAGUCCCUGGUGUGUUCAGCUUACUAGCCAUGACAGAAGUUGUUCCUGGGCUUAGCACUCUUUCUCUUCUUCUCCGGUUUCUUUCUUUUUAGCAUCCAGCCAGCAUGUCUGAUUUCUCAGCUCUGGCUUGCCCUGUGUCAAUAUGCCUGCUUCCCCACUGCUUUCAAGAGGAGGAGAGGAGACUCCCAACUAUAACUAGGAUACACUUCUAUUUCCAUACUUUUCCCUUAGUCUGAGCUGAGGUCUGCCCUAGUUUUACACUGAUGAAGAAAUGUAAUUGCUUCAGUUUCCAAUUUGUAGAUGGAAACUAAAACACAGAGUUAAAUUCCUUGCCGUCACAGGUAGUGAGUCUUGACAUAAUUAUUCUGAAGCUGACAGUACAAUGGGCAAAAUGCAUCUGUAUUGUGAGGCUGAUAGUGGGGUUGGUUUUAGUCUUAGAUUUUGCUCCCGGUCAGUAUGCUGCUUGAAAAGUGCAGUAAAUGCUACCGGUAUUUCACUGUUGCGGGACUGCAAGAUUUCAGAUGGGGGAGUUGCAAGGACAAUGCGCUGAUAGUUUGGCAUGUGACCUGUGAACAUGGCCCUGUAGGAUAAAGGGUAAUUGAUUAUCAAUCAUAUUGCAUGUAACCAUUUUUCCUGCCCCCAUACAACAGCGUGACUGUUUGGACAUCUUGGCCCUUUACAGCCAUGACUGCCCUGAAGAGGAAACACAAGUAGCAAGAGGCCUGCCUGCUGCAAGUCCUUUAGUCCUGGCGCUGUCAUUGCUCUGACAUUCAGCUGCUACAUUUGAAACAGGAAGCCUCCUGCACUCGUGGAUGCUCCCCAUGAGCUCUGAUCUUCCAGGCAGUGUUCAAAAUGAGCCAGGCGCAUUUUGCGACUGGCACUGGUCCAAUUGCGACCAUGUGGAGAUCUCUGGAUGCUAGCUUGGCGACUGGCAUCUCCACCCAGUGCCCCCUCUAGCUUUCUUAAGCAGGUAAGCAGAAGAGCUCAAUUAUUGCAUUCAUAUCCCGCCUUUUUCUCCAGGGAAUACAUGGACCACUCACUUUCUCAGUUAAUCCCUACAACAACCCUGUGAGGUAGGUUAGCAGGCUGUGACUGGCCCAAGGUCAUUCAGUGAGCUUCAUGACUGAGGGGGGAUUUGAACCCUGAUCUCCCAGGUCCAAGUCUGACACUAAUAAUCACAACACCACACUGGCUCCCUAGAGUCAUUCUGCUAAGGGGCAGCUCUAUAAAUUAAGUAGGUAAAUAAAUAUGGGAAAAGCAAAACAUCACUUAGAGAAAGAUCUGAAAUAUUUUCCUUGAAGCUUGCAUUUGUUUUAAGCUGGAUUGUUUUGUUUGAUGUUUCAAUGUGCCAUAAACUGCUUUGAGAUUAUUCUUUAAAAUAUAAAGCUGUGUAGAAAUGAAAUGAAUUUUUUUGCAAUAAUAAUAAAUUUCAUUGCAAAAAAUGGCACCUAGACAUUACAUUGUGGCAUUGUGGUAACCUAGCUUUAAGGUGCCAUUUGGCAAUUAGUUCAUAUAUCUCAGUUGCUAAUGCUGGUGGAAGUUAAAACUGCAUAUUUCUCACGCAUGUCUGACUUUCAAAUACAGGAAAUGCUGGUAGUAAUGUCAACAGUGUUUUUGUACAGUGUUGCAAAUGGUGUCCCUAUGCCAUCUUUAAAAUCCCUUCAGCAUUUUGUGAAGCAGGAAUUAUGUACAGGUGAAACUCGGGAAAUUUGAAUAUCGUCGAAAAGUGCAUUUAUUUCAGUAACACAAUUUAAAAGGUGAAACCAAUAUAUGAGAGAUGCAUGACAUGUCAAGCCUUUAUUUGUUGUAAUUGUAAUUAUUUGUCGUUAGGCGGGUCAAUUAUAAAUGGAAUGUAAUUAAUGAAAUGUAAUAGCGAUGUUUAUUUUUGUAUUAUUGUAACUAUUUGUUUUAUUACUGUGGAAUUUCCAAAAGAAAGCAUUUGUAAAAAUUAAAAUAAAAAUAAAAAAUAAAAAGUUUCAUUACUGAAAUAAAUGCACUUUUCGGUGAUAUUCUAAUUUUCUGAGUUUCACCUGUAUUACCCAGACAUGAAAUCUGCAAUCACAAAUGGUGACCUGUAGUUAAGAGAUUCCAUUUGGUUUUUGUGUUAUGCCCUAAAUCCAAAAGCAACUAGAACGAAGUUUCAGAAUAGCUUUUGGAUCUUUGCUUAGCUUUCUGAGACUGAUCAGUUGGGAGGGAGGCUUAGAGCCACAAGUUCCCCCAUCUCCUGGACUCAGAUGCUCAUUUUUAGUGACUUUCCAUAGCCUUAAGUGAUCAUCUAUGUCAAGUUUUAUGAGAUAAAGUCAAGUAUGCAACUACAACAGCAAAUAGUAUUAAGUCAUCAUGCUGAAAGGAAGUAAUAAGGAAAAGAUAGCUGUCAUUCUUCUGGCAAUAACAGUGUAAGUGUAGCUCAUUUUGUUGGGCAUAAAGUUUCAAUCCCUGAAUAAAAAAUAUAUUGCUUGAUUCCAUUCGUUCUCCAAACACCGGAGUCUUUUGCAGGAUCUUAAUUUUCUGCAGCACAUAAUUAUUAUGCAUAAUUUAAUCAGAUUUCAUCAAUAGACAUGUUCUGCAUAUCAGUGUUGGGAGAUCAAAGGCAGUGGUGGUGGAGUUGGAACCCACCUGUCUCUGAGAUCAGCCCUCCGUAAUAAUGCCACAGAAAUCUAGAAACCAGUAAUUCAUCUAUGGAUUGAUUUUUUUCCUAGAUUAAAUCCGUGCAGCUGAAUUAACUGAAAUGAAACUAAAUGUGUUCAAAUACUCCAGUAAAGUGUUUUGCACAGGAUUAGAACAUUGAUUGUAAGUUACUUUAUAUUUAAGAGGUUACCAACCAUGUUUGGAAUAGCAACUGCAGCACCUGAGCCUCCGAGAGCACACCUCUUUGCCAAAUAAAAUGAGCAGAGAAGUGUCGGAAGCAGAACAUUUUAAAGUAGCUUCUUCGGGCUUCUAGAACGGUGGCAGUUUUGGGGGGUGGGUGUGAAUCUAGCAUUGCAGGCUGUCUUAUCUGCUUCAGCUACCUUAACAGAAUUGUAGGGAAACACAAUAUGUAUGAUGAUGAAAGAAUCCAUCUAUUGCUUCUAACUUAUUUUAAUUUGUUAUAGCAGGGGUUCCCAACAAAAUUUUCUCGAGGACCCCUCAUCGAGCCGCUAUUGUGACAAGGACCCCCAUUAAUUGACAUACUUGCUUGAACAUCAAAUGCAUUAUCUUCCUCUUCAUCUGUAGGCCUUUGUCGUUUUAACGAACCACUUUUUAACCAACGGUCCAUUUUUAACUACGCGAACUGUAGCUUCCGCGAAAAACAACGCUUUGUUUACAAACACUACUGUUUUGCAAAGAGGCAGUGCGCACCAGGGAGGAGAGAGGGGAAUGGAGAAGACAGGGUACCUGCGCAGUAGCGCACAAAUGAAGCCGACGCGUGCAAAGCAUCUUGGGGAGGUGAGCGUUUAGAAUGCGCGCGCUGCCUCUUUGCAAAACAGUAGUGUUUGUAAAGCGCCACCUAACGGCAUACAGCAGAACUACUGCCUCUAUCUAAUUCUAGUUUUGCGCUAGACUCUGCUCAUGCAGGAAGCGGCCAAAACAAAAAAUCUGUUAUCAUACGAAAUAUAUUUAAUAUAUUUUUUAUUCUAAUAGCAUCUUGCGGACCCCUCUGGCAUAGCUCCGCGGACCACCUGUUGGGAACCACUGUGUUAUAGUUCUUAAAAAUGUCACACCAUUCGAGAUGUGUUUUCUGCCCUGGGCCACUUCCUGCACUUUGUGAAGUACAUUGCCAUCUGUGGAAGUCAUCAAAGUGUUCUGCCGUGUGCUAGACACCUAAGCCAUUUUGCAGGUGAAAUACUCUAGGAUAGGGAUUUGUAACUAAAUCCUGUGUAAUCCAGUUAGCAGAGCUGCCCUCUAGUGCAGUGUAAUCUCUUAUUCUGCAACUAGGAGGGGAAACAUGAUUUCCACAACUCUUCACUGCUUUCCAAAUCUGCCCUGAGGAGAGAGAACCAUUUCCCAAAAGAUAUGCACAUGAAUCAGCCAAAGUUAGUCAUGACCAAGACCCACUGGGAGCAGCGAGAGUUACGCGGUCACAAGUCAACCAAAUAACUCUGCUUCCAGUGGGAUUUAAUCAUGGGUGAAAGUUGCUGGGUGGUGGCAUGAUAUUGUGAGCAUUUGUUUUUUUUAAAAAAAGGUACCAGGGCCGUCCUCUUUUCUUUCUUUUUUAAAAUGGCUAUUGCUGCCCUUCCUCCUCCACUCUUUGUGGUAGCAGGACAUGCUCUCGGUUCUCCCUUGUUUGCCAAGUUCUGCUUGCACUUGAUUUUGAUUUUCACAAAUUUGGGGCUGCUAGCAGAUUUCAUUAGAAGUCUGAGGGGCUGCCCAGGUUGGCAACAUCUUGAGAGGAUGGGUUAAGGCAGGGUUCCCCAAACUUAGGUGUCUAGCUGUUCUUGAACUACAACGCCUAUCAUCCCUGGCUAGCAGGACCAGUGGUCAGGGAUGAUGGGAAUUGUAGUGUAAAAACAGCUGGAGACCCAAGGCUGGGAAAGUCUGGGUUAAGGAAUAGUGACAGCAAGCCUCUGUGUGGCAUGUUUAGGAAGGCAGGGAGGCCUGGGGACUGUGGUUGGCCUGGGGGUGUGCUGAGAGCGGCCACCCUGUUUCUGUAGCCUGCUAUGGGUAGGAAAAAUGGUGAUGCAGUGAGACUGUGGCAACCCUCCAUCCUUGCCAAGGCAAUCUGGAUAACAAUUCCAGAGCCCUGCGGGAUCAGAGCAAAGGUCUAUCUAAUCCAGGGUCUUCUUUCUUACAGUGACCGACUGCAGUCAACCAGGUGUUCACAGAGGAGAUGGUGGGGCAGCAAACCAACAUUGGAUUUGUCUCAAGUUGUAAAAAAAAACAACACCCCCCAAAACAAAUAGCACCCAAACGCACUGGUAGCUUAAAGCUUCUGAAGAAAAAUGGCACAACUCUUGUAGAGAAGAUGGCCCACUAGAUUCUCAGGGAAGGGCACAAAUCUCAAGAUGGCGGCUCAGAGGAUUCGUGCUGCCAAUGCCAGUGUGCUCCCACGGUGCAGAUCUGAGGGGACCCUGAUUGACCUGAGUGAAGAAUUUUCUGAAACCAGCUUCAGUUCCGUCAAAGUGCCUUCUCCUAGUGCCUUGAUGAUAGACAAUCCUACGUCAUUUGGAAAUGCAAAGGAAGUUGUUGCAAUUAAAGACUACUGCCCCAACAAUUUCACCACCUUGAAGUUCUCCAAGGGUGACCACCUUUAUGUCUUAGAUACCUCAGGAGGUGAGUGGUGGUAUGCUCAUAAUACCACAGAGAUGGGCUAUAUCCCAUCCUCCUACGUUCAGCCUGUAAACUACCGGAACUCUUCAUUAACGGACAGUGGAAUGAUAGACAAUCUGCUUGAAAGCUCUGAUGAGGGAGCCAAAGAGCUUGACCUGCUUGGAGACUGGACAGAUUUAAACCUGAACUUAGCCAAAAACAACCCUUUUAUGAAUAACAUGCAGACUAACCCUUUUCUGAAUGGGAAUUUGCAGAUAAUGCCUGAUAGGAACAAGGAUUGCUCCCACCAAACCACUGUGGAUUUGUUGCUGUUUGACACAGGGGUGCCCACCUUUACAGGGUCAAGUUCUGCAACUGACAGCAGUCUAGGUAACCAUCUUGAGGAGGGUCCAUCAAUGAAUGGAUUUGAGUUUGAGCAGCCAAGCAGGCGGGACAAUCCUUUUUUCAGAAGCAAGCGCUCCUACAGUUUAUCAGAGCUCUCCGUACUCCAGGCAAAGUCAGAAAACCCAGAAUCCUCAGGCUUCUUCACAGGGUUGAAAUCUCCUACCCCAGAGGAAUUCCAGAGCAGAGAAGACUUCAGAGCUGCAUGGCUGAACCAUCGGAAAUUAGCAAGGUCUUGCCAUGACCUGGAUCUCUUGGGCCAGAACCCUGGUUGGGGUCAGACGCAACCUGUGGAGACAAACAUAGUUUGCAAGCUAGAUAGUUCUGGGGGAGCAGUCCAGCUUCCAGAUACAAAUAUUAACAUGCGUCUUCCUGAAGGGCAUGUGGGGGUUGGUGAUACUCAACAAAUCUCCAUGAAGGCUCUUUUGGAUCCUCCUCUUGAGCUCAACAGUGACAAGUGCAGCACCAUAAGCCCCGUGCUAGAGAUUAAGCUGAGCAACAUGGAGACCAGAACCUCCAUCUUGUUGGAGAUGAAAAUUUCAGCGGAAGUGAAGAAUGACCCAGUGAGCAAGAGUUUGGUGGGAGUUCAGUGCCUGCGCAGCGACAUGAAGGAAGGUCCAUACACACCGGUGCAACUCGGCUGUUGCUAUGGAGACACCGUCCAGGUUCAGCUGGAAAACCUGGAGCCUUGCAUGUACAUAGCAGUUGUGGCCCAGGGACAGAACAUUCUAUAUCCUUACACUGUCUGGGAUUACAUUAGUAAAAAAAUCACAGUUGGAGUCUAUGGCCCAAAGCACAUACACCCUUCUUUUAAAACGGUGGUGGCCAUCUUUGGACAUGAUUGUGCCCCCAAGACUCUGUUGGUGAAUGAAGUUACACGCCAUGCGCAUUGUACGUCGGCGGUGGCGCUGCAGUUGUGGGGGAAGCACCAGUUCACCUUAGCGAGGCCACAAGACCUAAAGCUGUGCAUGUUUUCAAACAUGACCAACUAUGAGGUAAGAGCCAGCGAACAGGCAAAAAUAGUGAGGGGCUUCCAGAUGAAGUUGGGCAAAGUCAGCCGCCUCAUUUUCCCCAUCAUGUCACAUGAUCCCAACGAGCUGUACGACUUCACCCUGAGAAUACAAGUCAAGGAUGCCAAGGAUGCCAUAUUGACUCAGUUCUGUGUUCAGACACCGCAGCCGCCUCCCAAAAGUGCUAUCAGGUCAGCUGGGCAGCGAAGGUUCCUGAAGAAAAAUGAAGUGGGGAAAAUCAUCCUGUCUCCUCUUGCAACCACCAGCAAAUACCCUGUCUUCCAGGAUCGGAUAGUGGCAAGCUUAAAAUAUGGGAAACUACUGAAAACUGUAGUGCGGCAAAACAAAAACCAUUAUCUCUUGGAAUAUAAGAAAGGGGAUGCCAUAGCCUUGCUAAGUGAGGAGAAAAUCAAGUUGAAAGGUCAACUCUGGACAAAGGAAUGGUACAUUGGUUACUAUCAGGGUAAAAUUGGCCUUGUCCAUACCAAAAAUGUUUUAGUUAUUGGGAAAGCCAAGCCGAAUUUUUUCUCUGGGCCUGAGCUCACCACUAGUAUGUUGCUGGAGCAAAUACUGCGGCCUUGUAAGUUUCUCACCUAUAUCUAUGCUUCAGUAAGGACUUUGCUCAUGGAAAACAUUAGCAGCUGGCGUGCAUUUGCAGAUGCUCUGGGAUACGGCAACUUGCCACUUGUUUUCUUCUGUCGAGCAGAGCUAGACAGUGAGCCAGAAUGUGUGGCUUCUGUGUUGGAGAAAUUGAAAGAAGACUGUAAUAAUUCCGACAGUAAGGAUAGGAAAUCUUUCCAGAAGGAACUGAUGUCAGCCUUGCUGAAAAUGGACUGCCAGGGCUUGGUUGUGAGGCUAAUUCAGGAUUUUGUGCUUUUGACUACGGCGGUGGAAGUAGCCCAGCGCUGGAGAGAGCUUGCUGAGAAACUGGCCAAGGUCUCCAAGCAACAGAUGGAUGCUUAUGAAGCCCCCCAUCGAGACAAGAAUGGAGCUGUAGAUAGUGAGGCAAUGUGGAAACCAGCAUAUGACUUUAUGCUCACAUGGAGCAAUCAGAUGGGAGACAGUUAUCGCGAUGUGACACAAGAGCUGCACAUUGGCCUUGACAAGAUGAAAAAUCCCAUCACAAAACGCUGGAAGCAUCUCACUGGAACACUAAUUUUAGUCAACUCCCUGGAGAUUUUGAGGGCAUCUGCCUUCAGCCCACAAGACCAUGAUGAUUAUGCGAUAUGAAGGGGAGCCCAAACUUCUCGAUGCUUCUUACUUUUAUGUUUUUAACUGAAACACAGUGGGAAGACACUUCUGCAAAGCCAAAGUUUUGAGCAAUAGUUUCUGUGCUCAGACUGCAAACUUCUUACUGUUGCCUCUCCCUGGUGCAGAAGACACUCAAGACUAUUGUUUUCUAUGCUCUGUGGUUGGCAGCUUUUCUUAAUUUGUAACAUUUAAAAUGGAACUUUUUUAGGCAUUCGCAGAUAUCAGCCUUGAAAGUUGAAAUUACUUCGGAGAGCUACCAUUUCUGUGUAACAGGAAACACAUUCUUGUCCCCUUUAAAACUAUCAUUCCUCAAUGAGUCAUUGAUAUGCAUUAAAGUGAAGCACAGUCAGGCACCUUGCAAGCAUUUGCAAUUUCUAAUGUGCCGCUCUGAAAACAGUUUAUACAUUAGUGUGUUCCCCCCCCCCCCAAUCCAGUGAUCCUGUCGGUUUUAUAACGACGCUCCAUGGUUCGCUUUUAUGUACACCUUUUUGUAAGGAAGAAAAAGCACACUUCCUUCCCCCACCUCCACUGAAGUGAUUUUGUUACCUAUAAUUUAGGACUAUGUGCUAGUGCCCAAGCUGCUUCAGAUCCAUGAUUAGAAAUAACUAGAAACAAUUUCAGAUUAUAGGACUGAUCCUUCCCCUUUCACAUUUUAGAAAAUUGUAAUGGAUACCAUUUAUUGUCAAAUAGCAUUUCACAGGUUCAUCCUAUAACAGUAGAGUCUUGACCAGUGUCACCAGAAGUUUACAUUGUAUUAUUUUAAAUGCAGAAACCAGUAUUCGAUAGUGGUUCUUAAGUGUGCCAUUGUUUAAGCUGAAGUUUUAGGAUUAGUUCUUUCGAGGGUCAUUGCCCUGUGUCUCGAGGCUGCACCACUUGAAACUCACAUGACUGAAUGUGUCUCUAUUCCACACAUUCGCUGGAUGCAAAAAACUGGCUCCACAAGGGGAAGCCUAUAGUCCGUUCCCCCUCCCCAUAACAAUGGUUCUUGAGCUCCAUCAGCCUUAGUGCGCAUAGGGAUGAUGGCAGUAUAGCCUCAAGCAUCUGGAGGACCAUAAGUUGUGAAGAGCAUACUGACCAUGUGUGGCCCUGCAUGCAGUCUGAAGUUUUUUCAGCCUAGGCACAUUUUCCACCUUAAGUAAGAGCUAGACCUACCUCUGAUCAGGUGCCUAGUUGGUCACUCAGAAAUGCUUGACAGCAUUGUGUUCCAAGGGUAUUCUGUUCAUUUAUUAACCCUUAGGUCACUGGGAUUCACCUUACGUGCUGUAUGAGCAUUCAAGAGCUGAAAUGACACCACCUCUGUGAUGUCAUGUACCAUAUAAAGCUAUAGAAAGAAGUCUAGUUGUACAACUUUCAAAUGAAGGUUUUGUGAAGCCCUUUAAGUCUACCUCUUAAUUCCAAAAUACUUUAUGUGGGAAGUGUUUUCAUUUUUUCUAGUGUGUGCAUUGGCUUUUUGCACAAUAGAUUUUCAUAACACAUUUACUAAAUUUCCCAGUGUUCAAAUGUUGAAUAUUAAAGGGAAGGUGAUCACUGUUAGUAAUGUUUUAAACCUGUUUUCCCAUUUUAGAAACAUGUCACAGCUUUGUUCUUUGGAACAAGCUGACCUUUUAAGUAACUUGGGUUAUACAACACAACUUUCCUAUCAGCAGAUCCAGAAUUUGAAGAAAGCAUGAUCCAAGCUUGUUGGAAAGGUGUUCCUAUUGUUUGCGUACAUGUUUAAUUAGUGAGGAGAGUGCUUGUCAUUUAUUUGCUUUCUUAGCCGGCUCCUUUUAAAUGGCCUCCCUAUGUACUUUCCUACUCUGUCUAAUGUAAAGCACCUUAAACUUGGGGUUUUGUUGCAAGAGAUUGAAGCAGAUUCCUAUGCAAGUGUUCACAUCACAUGUUUGAAGUUGGUUCGGCUGCUGGUAUUAUCCCGUGCUCAUGGAAGCCAUUUUUCCAAAGCAUGCCUGUUUUUCUCUCUUGACAAAACCAGAAUCUGCACAUGAUCCUGAGUAGCAUGUUUGAGUGCAGGGAAGGAAAAACAACAACCCUUGUAUUGUAGUCCAUACAAAAAUAUGAUGCAAGACGGCAAGCCAGAGCAGUUAAAAGUAAAAUAAUUUUAAUUGGGCUGGGGGGGGGGUUCUCUUUCAUUGUGAGAUUUUUCAGAAAUAGAGCAAGUCCAUGGAAUGGUUAGUGUCUCUCUCUAGAUGCACGGGAACCCAAGGGGAAUAUAUUGCACAUGAUAGUCUAGGCUCCCCACAGAUGGAUGGGGAUGUAAGAAUGCAGGCGUGCUCCUGUGUAUACAUGUUCUCACUGUAUGGGCGAAAUCACUGAGCUAAUGAUAAUGUGUUCAAGGGAGCCUUAUUCUGCACCUGUCUCUGUGCCAGACGCGUUUCAUCCAUGAAACUUGGUUACAGUGAUUGUGGACUCUACAGAUUCAGCCACAGAGUUAGUUUGUACUUCUGUGUCUUGUAAGAGCAGAAUCGAGCCACAGCAAUGAGAUUUUAAUCAAUUUUAACAGUGGGAGUAUAAAGCUGGCUAUUGGGGGAGAUUUCAUUUCCAUAAAUUGGAUGAGAUAUUCCAUGAGAUUUUUUUUUGGGGGGGGGGAGGCAGGGAAAGGGUCUGGUUUGCCUUUUCCUGCCAUUUUUAUCAAACUACCUCAGGUCUUACACACUUUUUCAUGUUUUGACUUAAAGGUCUAAAAGCUCCCCUGGAUGAUUACUACACACCACCAACACUACACUAUGGAGAACUAUUAAAUCACAACAGCAGCUUUUCUAGAUUAGUUUGAUGCAAUUGCUGCAUGACUGAUUUUCUGUUUUGACUAAGAAAAAGUCAGGUUCUAGCACAUAGUUGGAGUGGUUUGUAUGUUCAGCCAAAUGCCUUUCACUCAAAGUAUGUCCUUACAUCGUAAGCUUGCUUUGGAUUUUACAUUAAUACAUUGUACAAGUAGUUUGUUGUACCUUUUUUAAAAAUAAAAAAAUGUCAAAACUACAAUUAAAGCAGAUAUUUGAACACUGCUUUCUUUCAGCGUGAUGCAUUUUGGGGGAGCUUCACUCAGACUUUUGUGUGUUUGUGCAUUGAAGCAAUGACCACUCUGCAUAUUCUCAUUGGACUGUCACAUCAGGUGUAGAUUUUAGUCAUUGUGAAGGCUGGAAUAAAAACUAUUGCAGAGACCCUUUCUGGUAUGUCAGGUUCUCACCAGAACUGAAUGGGCUCAGAUGUUUCAAUUCCCAUCUGAAAGCUUUCUUUCCCUAGCGUCAAGAAAUAUGCCCAAGAAGUAUGACUUAAAUCAAUAGGAACAAACUUUCAUUGAACAGGUAACUUUCUCUGUGGCAGGCUCAGCAGUUCAACGCCACUGCUUACAACUUUGAGCUCAUUUCCAAAAACAAGGCAUGCCAGACGAAUCUCAUUUCCCUUUUUGAUAAGAGUUACAAGCUUGGUGGAUGGGGUGGAAUGCUGUGGGCAGAGUUAUCUUGAUUUCAGUAAGGCUUUUGACAAAAUCCUGCAUUAUAUUCUUGCAGAGGAGCUGGCAAGAUGUGUACUGGAUGAGAUCAGGACCAGGUGUGCAGCCUGGGAGUCA
This is a messenger RNA of Zootoca vivipara (common lizard), 16902 nucleotides long. NCBI's taxonomy places the organism in Eukaryota, Metazoa, Chordata, Lepidosauria, Squamata, Lacertidae. The record is from RefSeq and is a predicted model, not a curated record.